AGGAGACUCUGAGGGGAAGUUUGGCCGCCGCCGCUGCCGCGGGCCCCGUGAGGAGGAGCCGCCGCCGGGAGCGCGGGCCCGGCACCGCCGCGCCGCCAUGGGCAACCGGGGCAUGGAGGAGCUCAUCCCGCUGGUCAACAAGCUGCAAGACGCCUUCAGCUCCAUCGGGCAGAGCUGCCACCUCGACCUGCCGCAGAUCGCCGUGGUGGGCGGGCAGAGCGCCGGCAAGAGCUCGGUGCUCGAGAACUUCGUGGGCCGGGAUUUCCUUCCCCGCGGCUCUGGGAUUGUCACUCGCCGGCCUCUCAUCCUGCAGCUCAUCUUCUCCAAGACGGAGUACGCCGAGUUCCUGCACUGCAAAUCCAAGAAGUUCACGGAUUUCGAUGAGGUCCGGCAGGAGAUCGAGGCGGAGACCGACCGGGUGACGGGCACCAACAAGGGCAUCUCCCCCGUGCCCAUCAACCUGCGCGUGUACUCCCCGCACGUGCUGAACCUGACCCUGAUCGACCUCCCGGGGAUCACCAAGGUGCCGGUGGGGGAUCAGCCGCAGGACAUCGAGUUCCAGAUCCGGGACAUGAUCCUGCAGUUCAUCAGCCGGGAGAGCAGCCUCAUCCUGGCCGUCACGCCGGCCAACAUGGACCUGGCCAACUCGGACGCGCUCAAGAUGGCCAAGGAAGUGGAUCCGCAGGGCCUGCGGACCAUCGGCGUCAUCACCAAGCUGGACCUGAUGGACGAAGGCACCGACGCCCGGGACGUGCUGGAGAACAAACUGCUGCCCCUGCGGAGAGGGUACAUCGGCGUGGUCAACCGGAGCCAGAAGGACAUCGACGGCAAGAAGGACAUCCGCGCCGCGCUGGCGGCCGAGCGCAAGUUCUUCCUGUCCCACCCGGCCUACCGGCACAUGGCCGAGCGCAUGGGCACCCCGCACCUGCAGAGGGUCCUCAACCAGCAACUCACCAACCACAUCCGGGAGACGCUGCCCUCGCUGCGGAGCAAGCUGCAGAGCCAGCUGCUGUCCCUGGAGAAGGAGGUGGAGGAGUACAAGAACUUCCGCCCCGACGAUCCCGCCAGGAAAACCAAAGCCUUGCUGCAGAUGGUGCAGCAGUUCGGGGUGGACUUCGAGAAGCGGAUUGAGGGUUCGGGAGAUCAGGUGGACACUCUGGAGCUCUCCGGGGGCGCCAGGAUCAACCGGAUUUUCCACGAGAGAUUCCCCUUUGAGCUCGUGAAGAUGGAAUUCGACGAGAAGGAUUUGAGGCGGGAGAUCAGCUACGCCAUCAAGAACAUCCACGGGGUGAGGACGGGGCUGUUCACGCCGGACCUGGCGUUCGAGGCCAUCGUGAAGAAGCAGGUGGUGAAGCUGAAGGAGCCGUGCCUGAAAUGCGUGGAUUUGGUGAUCCAGGAGCUCAUCAACACCGUGCGCCAGUGCACCAGUAAGCUGGGUUCCUACCCCAGGUUGCGGGAGGAGACCGAGCGGAUCGUCACCACCCACAUCCGGGAGCGGGAGGGCAAAACCAAGGACCAGAUCCUGCUGCUCAUCGACAUCGAGCUCUCCUACAUCAACACCAACCACGAGGAUUUCAUCGGGUUCGCCAACGCGCAGCAGCGGAACACGCAGACCAACAAGAAGAGAGCGAUCCCCAACCAGGGGGAGAUCCUGGUGAUCCGCAGGGGCUGGCUCACCAUCAACAACAUCAGCAUCAUGAAGGGCGGCUCCAAGGAGUACUGGUUCGUGCUCACGGCCGAGUCGCUCUCCUGGUACAAGGACGAGGAGGAGAAGGAGAAGAAGUACAUGUUGCCUUUGGAUAAUCUGAAAAUCAGGGAUGUGGAGAAGGGAUUUAUGUCCACCAAACACAUCUUCGCCAUCUUCAACACGGAGCAGAGGAACGUGUACAAGGAUCUCCGGCAGAUCGAGCUGGCCUGCGAUUCCCAGGAGGACGUGGACAGCUGGAAAGCCUCCUUCCUCCGGGCGGGAGUUUAUCCCGAGAAGGACCAGACGGAGAGCGAGGACGGGGCCCAGGAAAACACCUUCUCCAUGGACCCGCAGCUGGAGAGGCAGGUGGAGACCAUCCGGAACCUCGUGGAUUCCUACGUGGGGAUCAUCAACAAAUCCAUCCGGGACCUCAUGCCAAAGACCAUCAUGCACCUCAUGAUCAACAAUACCAAGGAUUUCAUCCACUCGGAGCUGCUGGCCUUCCUGUACUCCUCGUCCGACCAGGGCAGCCUGAUGGAGGAGUCGGCGGAGCAGGCGCAGCGCCGCGACGAGAUGCUGCGCAUGUACCACGCGCUCAAGGAGGCGCUGGCCAUCAUCGGCGACAUCAGCACCAGCACCGUGUCCACGCCCGUGCCCCCGCCCGUGGACGACACCUGGCUGCAGCCCGGGGCCGGCCACAGCCCCCCGCCUCAGCGCCGGCCGCCCUCGGCGCUGCUCCCCCCGGGCCGCCCCCCGUCCCUGCGGGCCCCGGCCCCGGGGCCGCCGCUGCUGCCGCUGCCCGGGGGGGCCCCGCCCGGGGGGGCCCCGCCCGCCUUCGCCGCGCCCCCGAUCCCCUCCCGCCUCGGCCCCUUCGCCGCCGCCAGCGACCCCUUCACGGCCCCGCCCCAGAUCCCCGCCCGGCCCGCGCGGAUCCCGCCCGGGAUCCCGCCCGGAGUGCCCAGGAGGCCCCCGGCGGCCCCGAGCCGCCCGACCAUCAUCCGCCCGGCCGAGCCCUCCCUGCUGGAUUAACCACGGGAUCCACGGGAUCCACGGGAUCCACCCCGGGCCACCGCCCUCGGAACGGGGAGAAACCGGGGGGAGAACGGGGGAAAAAACGGGGAAAAAACGGGGAAAAAGCGACCCAGAGACCCAGAGGCAGCCCGGGGUGAUCCCAGAUCCCAUCCCGGGCUGAUCCCGGGGGUGAUCCUGAACUGAUCCCAGGCUGAUCCCUGAUCCCAUCACGGGGUGAUCCUGAACUGAUCCUGGGGCUGAUCCCAGGGCUGAUCCCGGAUCUUGGAGCUGAUCCCGGGGCUGAUCUUGAAUCCCUUCCCGGGGCUCAUCCCGGUUCCUGGGGCUGUUCCCAGAUCCCGUCCCGGGGCUGAUCCCAGGUCUUGGAGCUGAUCCCGGAUCCCGUCCCGGCGGGGGCAGCUCCCGGGCAGGUCCCAGCAGCUGAUCCUGGCAGCUCCGGGGCCCCCCCGGUGCCCCCCCCCCGCCGGGGCAGGGCCGGAUUUUGGGGGGGGGGGGGGAACUUUGCACUUUGUCAGAAUUGCCGAGGGGGGAGGGGAGGGCCCCGCCUCUGCCUUCCUCCCCUCCCCCUCCUCCUCCUCCUCCUCCUCCUCCUCCUCUCUGGAUUCUGCCCCAAAACCGCCCCCGGCUCCUCCCCCACCCCCUCCCAGCCUUGGGUUUGGGUUUUUUUUUUUUUUUUGUUUUUUUGGGGUUUUUUUUUCGGUUCUUUGGGGGGUUUUUUUUGGGGUUUUUUUUUGGGUUGUUUUGUUUUUGUUUUGUUUUGGUUUUUUUGAGUUUUUUUUUUUUUAGGGUUUUUUUUUUUUUUUUUUUUGAGGUUUUUUUUUAAAGAACUUGGGGGUUUUUAGGGCUGGGGAAAACACUGGAAUUCCCAGAGGGAUUCACCAAUGACCCCAAUUCCGUGAGAACCUCAGGAAUUUCAUCUCGGGAAUUGCCCCGGGAGAGGAGGAGGAGGAGGAGGAUGAGGGGCAGGGGGAGGAAGCUGCGGCCCCCCCCGGGGUGGGGGAGGGGGCUUUGCUCUGGAAGCUUCUCCCCCUCCCCUCCCCACCCCCACCGCGUUCCCGCCAGGAGCCGAGGUUGUAAAUAUUUUUACAGACUUGUAUUAAUUGUAUAAAAAAAAAAAUUAAAAAAAAAAAAAAAAAAAAAGGGGAAAAAGAAAAGAAAAAAAAAAUUAAAAAAAAAAAAAGGAAAAAAAAAGAAAAAGAAAAAAAAAAGCCACAAACCGCGGCCCAGCAAUAAUGUGGAUUUUUCCAACCCCCCCCGGCCCCGGUGCCUUAACGACCCCCCGGCUCGGGGGGGCCAAUUAAUCCAUUAACGAGCCGGGGGCGGUUUUGGGGGGGCGGCUCCGGCCCCCCCCGGGGGUCCCCCCGAAGUGCCUCCGCUCCGCGUCCCAUUAAUGAACUAAAAACCGGCAAAAAAAAUCCGAAUAAAGGGAAAAAAAAAAUCCAAAAACCGGCUGAGGUCUGUGCAGUUCCUGGGGGUGGGGCACCAGCCCUGUCCCGCUCCCGUUCCCGGCGGGAAUUCCGUGCGGAACGGGGAAAAAUCGGUGAAAAAUCCCCAAGUUUAAUGUUGGGGGGCCAGGGGCAGAUUCCAGGGCCCAGGGGCAGAUUUUGGUGGCCCACGGGCAGAUUU
This is a messenger RNA of Vidua chalybeata, 4342 nucleotides long. It is a transcript of the gene DNM2, whose product is annotated as dynamin 2. The record is from RefSeq and is a predicted model, not a curated record. Lineage: Eukaryota; Metazoa; Chordata; Aves; Passeriformes; Viduidae. Bases 98 to 2716 code for a protein of 872 amino acids. Gene Ontology annotation, cellular component: membrane; cytoplasm; microtubule. The transcript has 21 exons. Gene Ontology annotation, molecular function: GTP binding; microtubule binding; GTPase activity.